AUGAAUGUUGAGACUCAACUGGUUCCAAAUGAUCUAGUAUUUUUCUUUGGGUGUUUGAUUUACCCAAAGGAGAUGUAUAAAUCCCUUGCCACUGAUUCAAAUUAAAUUAAUGAUGAUAUUCAAAAAUAGCAAGGAAUAGAUUGCAGAGUUAAAAUGAGUAUGAUUUAUGACACUAAGAUGAAAAUAGUUCCUCAAGACCUCAUAAAAAAUUUCAGAUAAUAAUUUAGAUGA
Molecule: messenger RNA, 231 nt
Organism: Stylonychia lemnae
Lineage: Eukaryota; Ciliophora; Spirotrichea; Sporadotrichida; Oxytrichidae
Source: the annotation of a GenBank genome assembly